Messenger RNA from Dictyostelium discoideum AX4, 207 nucleotides. RefSeq lists its product as hypothetical. The transcript has a single exon. The record is from RefSeq and is a predicted model, not a curated record. Bases 1 to 207 code for a protein of 68 amino acids. Lineage: Eukaryota; Evosea; Eumycetozoa; Dictyosteliales; Dictyosteliaceae.
AUGUCAAAUAAAUAUUUUACUUUCUCAGGUGAACCAGACACCAUAGUAUUUUCCCAGUUUUUGGUUGGUUACAAAUUAUUAUAUAAUGAACAUUCAAAAAGCAAUUUUUUCAAACACUUAAGAGGUGAUGCAGCAUUAUUGUUCAUUGGGAAGACCACCGAUUCAAAUUCAUUAGAUGAUAUAAUCAAUGUUCAUCGAUCUAUAUAA